AAAAAACUAAUUCAAAAAUUAAAACUCUCGAGGAUGACAUGACAAUGAUUCAUGAUGAAUUAAAAGAAUUUGAUUUUGGAAAUAUGAAAAAUAUUGACCCUACAACAUGUGACAACUUAAAAGAUGCUGAAUCUAAAAAAAAUCUUUUAAAUAAAAUGUCAAAAACCGCUUUUAUUCUAG
Entrophospora candida is the source of this 180-nucleotide messenger RNA. The record is from the annotation of a GenBank genome assembly. NCBI's taxonomy places the organism in Eukaryota, Fungi, Glomeromycota, Glomeromycetes, Entrophosporales, Entrophosporaceae.